This is a messenger RNA of Myiozetetes cayanensis, 2817 nucleotides long. It is a transcript of the gene CORO2B, whose product is annotated as coronin 2B. The record is from RefSeq and is a predicted model, not a curated record. NCBI's taxonomy places the organism in Eukaryota, Metazoa, Chordata, Aves, Passeriformes, Tyrannidae. Gene Ontology annotation, molecular function: actin filament binding. Gene Ontology annotation, biological process: actin filament organization.
CCCCGCCGCGCCGACACCGGCCGGGCGCGGACUGCGCUGCGCUCCGCGCUCGGUGCGGGGAACACCCCGGCCCGGCCUCCUCCUCCUGCUCGCCCUCCUCCUCAUCCUGCUCCUCAUCCCUCUCCUCCCCUGGCUGUUAUUUUUCCCCGCUCCGCGCAUCCCGCGCCCCCCCUCCCCGCGCCCGCGGAGCGCUCGCCCCUCCGCGCCACCCGCAUGACUGUCACCAAGAUGUCAUGGCGCCCGCAGUACCGCAGCUCCAAGUUCCGCAACGUGUACGGGAAGGUGGCGAGCCGGGAGCACUGCUUCGACGGCGUCCCCAUCACCAAGAAUGUGCACGACAACCACUUCUGCGCCGUCAACGCCCGCUUCCUCGCCAUCGUCACCGAGAGCGCCGGCGGCGGCUCCUUCCUCGUCAUCCCCCUCGAGCAGACAGGCCGGAUCGAACCCAACUACCCCAAGGUGUGCGGGCACCAGGGCAACGUGCUGGACAUCAAGUGGAACCCCUUCAUUGAGAACAUCAUCGCGUCCUGCUCCGAGGACACCACGGUGCGGAUCUGGGAGAUUCCCGAGGGGGUGAAGAGGAACAUGACGGAGGCCGUGCUGGAGCUCUACGGGCACAGCCGGCGCGUGGGGCUGGUCGAGUGGCACCCGACCACCAACAACAUCCUCUUCAGCGCCGGCUACGACUACAAGGUGCUGAUCUGGAACCUGGACAUCGGGGAGCCGGUGAAGAUGAUCGACUGCCACACGGACGUGAUCCUGUGCAUGUCCUUCAACACGGACGGCAGCCUGCUGGCCACCACCUGCAAGGACAAGAAGCUGCGCGUGGUGGAGCCGCGCUCCGGGCGGGUCCUGCAGGAGGCCAGCUGCAAGAACCACCGAGUCAACAGGGUGGUGUUCCUGGGCAGCACCAAGAGGCUGCUCACCACGGGCGUGUCGCGCUGGAACACGCGGCAGAUCGCCCUGUGGGACCAGGAAGACCUGUCCAUGCCCCUGAUCGAGGAGGAGAUCGAUGGGCUCUCGGGGCUCCUCUUCCCGUUCUACGACGCUGACACCCACAUGCUGUACCUGGCGGGGAAGGGCGACGGCAACAUCCGCUACUACGAGAUUGGCUCCGAGAAGCCCUACCUGAGUUACCUCAUGGAAUUCCGCUCCCCCGCCCCCCAGAAAGGACUGGGGGUGAUGCCGAAGCACGGCCUGGACGUGUCGGCCUGUGAGGUCUUUCGGUUCUACAAACUCAUCACCCUCAAGGGGCUCAUCGAGCCCAUCUCCAUGAUCGUGCCCAGGAGGUCCGAGACCUACCAGGAGGACAUUUACCCCAUGACACCGGGCACGGAGCCUGCCCUGACCCCGGACGAGUGGCUGAGUGGCAUGAACAGAGAUCCCAUCCUGAUGUCGCUGAAGGAGGGCUACAAGAGGACAUCCAAAAUUGUCUUCAAGGCCCCGGUGAGGGAGAAGAAGAGCGUUGUGGUCAAUGGCAUCGACCUGCUGGAGAACGUCCCGCCCCGCACGGAGAACGAGCUCCUCCGGGUGUUUUUCCGGCAGCAGGACGAGAUCCGGCGGCUGAAGGACGAGCUGUCCCAGAAGGACAUUCGGAUCCGGCAGCUCCAGCUGGAACUAAAGAACUUACGGAACAGCCCGAAGAACAAUUAACUCCCAGGGACGUUUUCUAAAUAAACUCUCCGUUGUUUCUACUCGCUCUUUAAUUUUAUUGUCCCCACUCACCCAGCCACGAGCCAGGAGCCCGCCGAGGUCCCAGCGCCGAUGGAUCCGCGUGUGCCCGGCACUAAUCCCGCUCUAACGCUGCCUCCCAGGGGCCCGCGCUCCCCGUGAGUAGGAGCCGUGUGCCCCCCGCCCCCGGGACGAGCCGGAUUCCCGGGAAAGCUGACGCUUCCUUGCUAUUAAUUUCUUUUCCUAUGCAAAAAACGUGACGGCGGGGGCAGAACUGGGAGGGAGGGGUGGGGAGAAGGGCUGGAUCACCCAGGCUGGGUCUGUGGGGGGAGGCUGGGAGCCCUCCCGGGGUGGGAAGCCCAGGAUCCAUCCCACGGUGGGAGCCCAGGACUCUUCCCAUGGCGAGAGCCUGUGAUCCUUUCCCAUGGUGGGAAUCCGGGAUCCAUCCCGCAGUUGGAGCCAGGGACCCCUUCCCACAGUGGGAGCCCAGGAUCCCUCCCCUGGCACGGCCAGGCAGGCUCUGGCACGGGCAGGAUUUGGCAGGAGCAGCCUGUGAGUGUCCCAGGGUGCAGCCCGGGAAGGGAGCGGCUCCACAUGCACCAGUAUCCUUUAAAAUAACAAAAAGCCAGGCUGGGUUUCCUACCUGGAGAGGGAAUUUUGCUCCUUCCACCUCUGCCAGGAGGGAUUUUCCCCUCCUCCUGUCUGCUGGGACACUGCCAGUGCCACGGGGAGGGGGAAGGAUGUCCCUGGGAUGGUCCUGGGAAGGAUGUCACGGUGCUGCCAUAGGGAUGGACCCUGUGGGAUGGAUCCCAAGGGAUGGACUCUGUGGGAUGGAUCCCAAGGGAUGGACCCUGUGGGAUGGACCCUGCGGGUGUCGGUGGGUUCAGCACGUUGUACAAUCACAGGUUUGAUGGAUUGGACCUGUAGCACAGACAGGGAACGACACCAAAUACUGCUGGAAUUCCUGGCUCUCCCCACUUUCACUGGCUCCGAGCUGCUGAGCUGCCUGGCAUCCCCAGGGCAGGGCUGUCCCUCUGUCCCCGGCGUGUCCCGCUGCCCUCGUCGCGUCCCACGUGCUGUCAGUGCCCGUUACUAUUUAUGCUCCCACGGAAUAGUGCUGGAAUAAACUGUUUUCAGGAUACCACA